This is a messenger RNA of Cricetulus griseus (Chinese hamster), 381 nucleotides long. The record is from RefSeq and is a predicted model, not a curated record. Lineage: Eukaryota; Metazoa; Chordata; Mammalia; Rodentia; Cricetidae.
AAUGCCAUAACCUAUAAUGAUGUGCAUAUCGACUUCACUUGGCAAGAAUGGACUUUGCUGGAUAUUUCUCAGAAGAAUCUAUACAAAGAUGUGAUGCUGGAUACCUACAAGAACCUCAAUGAUAUAGGAUACAGUUGGGAAGACAAUAAUAUUGAAGAAUAUUCUACAAGUUCUACAAGACAUGAAAGGACACAUACUGGGGAGAAACCCUAUGAAUGUGAUCAGUGUGGUAAAGCCUUUUCUCAGCACACUCACCUGCAAACGCAUAAAAGAAGACAUACUGGAGAGAAACCCUAUAAAUGUAAUCAGUGUGGAAAAGCCUUUUCUCAGAAAAGUACUCUUCAAAUGCAUAAAAGGACACAUACAGGAGAGAAACCCUAU